CCGCCAGCUACCCCCCGUCUACGCGGAGAUCGAAAGCAAUGGCUUAGAAGGAAAAGUUUGCAUCACAUUUGACAGCUUCGCGCGCGAUGUUGGCUUGCUACACUGCAGGGCAGUUUCUAAAAUACAACUUUCCGCAGGAGAACCAGACGACCGCUUAGUAGACGCUUUGCGUCUUUUGCCAAAAUUUCAACACGUGACUGACCUGAGCAUCGAGCUGAGGUCGGGCAGCAGGAGACUUUAUUUGGCACUUAAGGAAUAUUUAACAUCUACGACUGCGCUGCACAAUCUCGAGCUUAGCGUCAGGUGGAACGUCGUGGUCGAUGCCGAGGGAGCAAACCCGUGGUGGUCAGCCAUACACGAGUCCCUAUCUCGGAACAAGAGCCUCAAGAAGCUGAGGGUUUCCGGGCAUCAAAUUAGCGCACAAGACAUCGAGGGCUUAGCAGAUGCAGUUAAACGAAGUCAGAGCAUCACAUGGGUCAUGUUAAUCAACGUGGCCCCGAACAAUGCAUCCGUCUUCGUUCGACGCCUUUCAAAGGGCAUCGCGGACAACUGGACGCUGCUGUUCGUGCAUUGCUGGUUUUCCAUUGACGUGGACGCGGCGAGAGACUGGUUCGCUGUCUGCGAGACGACACGGAGGAACUGCGGUAUUGUCGCACGAGCAGCUCGAUUUAUGAAGGCUUCACUGUUAGACAGAUACGUCGUCGGAGCUUUGGAACACGUCUCGCGGUACCCUGUCCUACUGGACGAGGUUGCUGAGCUGGCCAACAUCGACAGAUCAGAAAUCGUCGACUUGGUGCGAGACCGCUUGAAAUCAGCCGAAACCUUGGACGGAUUCAUGCGGGUCGUCGGAGUCGUCAGGGAGCGAGUCGUCUGCCAUCCGCCCGACGAAGACCGUAUGCAGCUGGACGACCUGAUCGAGGACUGCUGGAGACACGUGCGACGUUUCCUCAUGAUUUAUGACGUCAAGCACAGCAUUAGGCAGAUGGACAAGAUAUGAACAAAGAGGAAGCUUCCUCUUUGGUGCCCUCAGCAUGGUGGUGUCUCUGCUGUUAACCAGUCUCUGACUGUGAGUUAGUACGGGUGUACGUGCUAGUUCAAUACGCAGCUGCACUAUAGUGUUAGUCGUUGGCUGGUUAGUACAGCGUCAUCUGUCACAACCGCAAAGCAGAAGUAGAACUUACCGAAAGUGCGAUCACCGGAAACAAGUAAACAGUUUUGAACAUGCCAGCGCAGGUGCUGUAUUUGUCAAUGAGCAGACUACAACCGUUAAA
Messenger RNA from Dermacentor silvarum, 1271 nucleotides. RefSeq lists its product as uncharacterized. The record is from RefSeq and is a predicted model, not a curated record. The coding region runs from base 479 to 997 and encodes 172 amino acids. The transcript is spliced from 2 exons. Lineage: Eukaryota; Metazoa; Arthropoda; Arachnida; Ixodida; Ixodidae.